Molecule: messenger RNA, 1819 nt
Organism: Tricharina praecox
Lineage: Eukaryota; Fungi; Ascomycota; Pezizomycetes; Pezizales; Pyronemataceae
Product: glucosidase II beta subunit-like-domain-containing protein
Exons: 3
Coding region: 102-1739 (545 amino acids)
Biological process (GO): N-glycan processing
Cellular component (GO): glucosidase II complex
Source: RefSeq, a predicted model, not a curated record
CCUCAAGCGACAGCAGCAACCUCACUCCCUCGAAACUUCUCCCGCACUUCCGGGGACAGAGUCAAUUCCGCCUGUCCAAAAGUAAUAGUAACCUUAAAAAAAUGCUACUGCAACAGCUGCUCCUGCUCGCAACAUCCCUCACACUCGCCCGGGCUACCACCGUCCCACGCGGUGUAUCUCCAGAAGAUGCAAAGCUCUACAUCCCUUCCAACCUGCAAACGUUCACAUGCCUCACGCAUCCGUCGAUCGAAAUCCCGUAUGACCGCGUAAACGACGACUUCUGCGACUGCCCCGACGGCUCGGACGAGCCCGGCACGUCGGCGUGCGCAGGCCUCUUGCACAAGGACAUUGCGAUCCCCGGGUUCUAUUGCCGUAACAAGGGACACACGCCGGCGUAUCUGCCCAAUUCGAGGGUUAACGACGGGAUCUGCGACUAUGACAUCUGUUGCGAUGGGUCGGAUGAGGCCGGCGGUGUUGGCGGCGUGUCGUGUCCCAGCACGUGUAAGGAGAUUGGAACCGCGGCUAGGAAGAUGGCCGCGGAAAGGAAUGCGAGGAGGAGUAAGGCGGCGAAGGCGAGGAGGGAGCUGGUGAGGAAGGCGAAGGUGCUUAAGAAGGAGAUUGAGGACAAUGUCGCCACUACGAAAGUCAAGGUGCAGGCGAAUGAGGUCAAGGUGAAGGAGUUGGAGAAGAAGCUGCACGAAACGGAGGAGAGGGAGAGGAACAGGGUUGUGAAGAACCCAAAGCCGGGGAGUAGGGUGAGCGUGGCCACGCAAGUUGCGAAGGAGAAGGUGGAGGAGCUUCGAAAGUUGCUCUUGAAAGUCAGGGAUGAGAGGGAUAUCGCCGAGGAGCGGCUGGAGAGGGCGGAGACGAUGCUGAGGUUGCUGAGGGAGGAGUACAAUCCCAACUUCAACGACGAAGGUGUCAAACGUGCUGUCAGGUCGUGGGAGGAGUAUCUUGCGGACGAGGACCAGAAGCGGAAUGCGGCCGAGGAUAGGGAUCUCACUGCUGUCUUGGAAGAGGAAACGAAUUGGGAUGAGCUCGCUGGUCCCGAAGAGGAAGAAGUCUCAGAGCUUUACCAACUCACCAAAUACCUCCCUCCAGCCGCCCGCGACUGGCUCGGCGUCAAGAUCAAAGAACUCCGUGAAUUCCUCAUCGCGAACGGAAUGCUCGCACCCCAAAAAACCGAUGGCAUCGAAACUGCCGCCGUCACUGCCGCCCGCGACGCACUCACCGCCGCCCAAAACGAAGACAUGAAAGUUAAGAAGCACCUUGGACAGCUCGAGAAGGAUCUCGCUGCCGAUAUGGGACCAUCCGAUGUCUUCCGCGCUCUUAAGGGUACUUGCAUCUCCCGUGAAUUCGGCGAGUACAAAUACGAGCUAUGUUUCAUGGAGAAGGCACAACAGAUUUCGCGGAAGGAUAACUCAAAGACCUCACUGGGUACCUUCUCUCGGAUCGAUAUUGCCGAUGAAACUUCGAAGAACGAGGCCGCUGGAGUAUUUGCGAGCAGCUGGGAGGAGAGCCAUGAGGAGCCACUUAGUGGCAUGGCACUGGGAUACGACAACGGACAGCAGUGCUGGAAUGGCCCCAAGAGGAGUGUUGGUGUCGAGCUGUAUUGCUCCGCCGAGAACGAGAUCCGCAACGUCGUCGAGGCGGAGAAAUGUGUUUAUCGUAUGGAGGUCGGCACGCCGGCAGCGUGUGGGCGUGAGAAAGCGGAGGGUGCGGCAAAAGAUGAGUUGUAGAUGUAGUGCCUUUUGUCCAGUAGAUACCUAGUAUGCGAAUUCCAGGUUAUAGAUAGCUUUCAACUAGGUACAUAUCGUGG